Myxozyma melibiosi is the source of this 3798-nucleotide messenger RNA. RefSeq lists its product as uncharacterized. Gene Ontology annotation, cellular component: RNA polymerase I complex; nucleus. The record is from RefSeq and is a predicted model, not a curated record. The transcript has 3 exons. Gene Ontology annotation, biological process: DNA-templated transcription. NCBI's taxonomy places the organism in Eukaryota, Fungi, Ascomycota, Lipomycetes, Lipomycetales, Lipomycetaceae. The coding region runs from base 139 to 3630 and encodes 1163 amino acids. Gene Ontology annotation, molecular function: DNA binding; ribonucleoside binding.
UCAAGAUUUUCAAUUUUUCACUUUUGCCUGCUCGCACUGUCUGCUCUCCUCUUGAACAGCUCCUGUUUCCGCCGAGUUCCAAACAAAGAAGAAGAACAAACAGCUAAAGGAAGAAACGUGAGGAGGACAGUGGCAAACAUGGUUAGUUUCAAUACUCUCGAAAGAGAGCGCUACUUUCAGAACCCGCCGACCGACAAAUCGGCCUUCCCGCUCCUCGCUGAAGCAGUCGCACCGCACAUCGGCUCCUUCAAUGCCUUGACCGCCGGCGGCCUGCUUGAUCUUGCUGUCAAGGAUAUCGGAGAGAAGGUUAUCUUUGACAGCAACGACCCGAAGAGACUUGGAAACAAGAUGUCAUACCGAAUCGACCAAGUGCAAAUCCUGAAGCCGACCCUAUCUGGCCGCGACAAGACUACGAUCAACAGAAGAGUCUACCCUGCUGAGGCUCGUGAACGUAUGACGACAUACCAGGCCCGCAUGAUUCUGAAGUUCACCUACAGUGUCAACGAUGGUCCCGAGCAGUCAGAAAACAGAGAUGUUGGAUUCAUUCCGAUCAUGCUCCGGUCAAACAGAUGCCACAUCGAGAAGAUGUCACCGGCCGAGCUCAUCGCGCACAAGGAGGAGUCAGAAGAGCUUGGAGGUUACUUCAUCAUCAACGGAAUCGAAAAGCUCAUUCGUAUGCUCAUUGUUCAGCGUCGUAAUCAUCCCAUGGCUAUCGUCCGGCCAUCGUUCACUGGACGAGGUGCUACCUACAGUCAGUUUGGUAUUCAGAUCAGAUGCGUUCGACCUGACCAGACUUCGCAGACGAACGUCCUGCAUUAUCUGACCGACGGUAGCGUCACCUUUAGAUUCUCAUGGCGCAAGAGCGAGUACUUGAUUCCAGUCAUGAUGAUCUUGAAGGCUCUCGUGAACACCAACGACAAAGAAAUCUUUGAUGGUAUUGUCGGCUCAGACACGAAGAACAGUUUCUUGACUGAUCGUCUCGAGCUCAUGCUUCGCUCGUACAAAGUCUACAACCUUUACUCACAAGAAGAGACCCUGGCCCACCUUGGUGACAAAUUCCGAGUCGUCAUGGGCGUCUCUCCCGACAAGACCGAUGUCGAGGUCGGACGCGAGUUUAUGCGCCGGAUCGUGCUUGUCCACCUCAAGUCGAACGAAGACAAGUUCCGCUUGCUCCUGUUCAUGAUCCGAAAGCUUUACGCUUUGGUUGCCGGUGACUGCUCGCCGGACAAUCCGGAUGCUACCCAGCACCAGGAAGUUCUUCUCGGUGGAUUUUUGUACGGAAUGAUCAUUAAGGAGAAGAUCGAAGAGUAUCUCAACAAUUUUGCUGCACAGGUUAACCAAGACAUCGUUCGUGGUCAGCCUGUCAACUUUUCUGAUCACAAAUAUAUCUCAAAGGUGUUUCUGAAAACAAACGACAACAUCGGCAAGAAGCUGAACUACUUCUUGUCGACCGGUAACUUGAUCUCUCAAUCCGGUCUUGACUUGCAGCAGGUAUCUGGAUACACCGUCGUCGCAGAAAAGAUUAACUUCUACCGGUUUAUCUCCCACUUCCGCAUGGUCCAUCGUGGCUCCUUCUUUGCUCAGCUCAAGACCACAACUGUGCGAAAGCUGCUGCCAGAAAGUUGGGGUUUCCUUUGCCCUGUCCACACUCCCGAUGGAUCUCCUUGCGGUCUGCUGAACCAUCUUGCGCACAAAUGUAUCAUCACCACCGAGGCCGUCGACGUCAGCGCCGUUCCAUCUCUUGUGCGAAGCCUGGGCGUCAGUGCGCCCAAUAUGGCUGGCUCGGGUCAAAACAUGUGCUGUGUUCAACUAGACGGCCAGAUUCUCGGCUGGUGCUCUCACAAGACUGCCAAGCGCGUGGCGGACUCGCUGAGAUUCUGGAAGGUCGAGGGUACCCAUGGUGUUCCGAACGAGCUCGAGAUCGGACUCGUGCCGACUUCCAACGGCGGACAGUAUCCCGGUUUGUACAUGUUUUCUUCGCAAUCACGAAUGCUCCGGCCUGUGAAAUACCUUCCUCUAGAGAAGGAGGAUAUUGUUGGUCCGUUCGAGCAGGUGUAUAUGGACAUCGCCUGUGCUCCUGAAGAGAUCACAUCCGGACUGCAUACUCACGUUGAGUACUCUCCCACAAACAUUCUCUCUAUCCUCGCCAACAUGACUCCCUUCUCGGAUUUCAACCAGUCGCCGCGAAACAUGUACCAGUGUCAGAUGAGUAAGCAGACUAUGGGUACCCCUGGUACUGCGCUCCGCUACAGAGCCGAUAACAAGCUGUACCGUCUGCAGACAGGCCAGACUCCUAUCGUCAAGGCUAAGCUGUACGACGACUAUGGACUCGACAACUUCCCGAACGGUAUGAAUGCCGUCGUCGCUGUUAUUUCCUACACUGGUUACGAUAUGGAUGACGCUAUGAUUUUGAACAAGUCUGCCCACGAGCGAGGAUUCGGAUACGGUACUGUGAUCAAGGUUGAGAAGAUCGACCUUGCUGAAAAGCGCCGACGGGGCGAGCCUGUUGCCCAGAGAUUCGGUUUCGGUAGCGAUGCUUGGCCGGAGGAGUGGCGCAUCAAGCUCGACAGUGACGGCCUGCCGAUAGUGGGUAUGCUCUUGGAACAGGGCGAUCCCAUGGCGGCCUACUUUGACGAGAACCUGGGACGCACCAAGGUCAUGCUCUACAAGUCAUCCGAGGCCGCGUUUGUCGAGGAAGUGCGUCUGAUUGGUGACGACAACGAUGGCGAGUUCCAGGCUAUCUCCGUCAAGCUUCGCGUGACUCGUUCCCCGCUCAUCGGAGACAAGUUCUCGUCUCGUCACGGUCAGAAAGGUGUCUGCUCGCAGCGAUACCCGGCCGUUGACAUGCCGUUCUCAGAGACCGGUAUUCAGCCUGAUAUCAUUAUCAACCCCCACGCUUUCCCGUCCCGUAUGACUAUCGGUAUGUUUGUCGAGAGUCUGGCGGGUAAGGCUGGAGCAAUGCAUGGUAUCGCGCAGGAUUCGACACCGUUCCAGUUUGACGAGAAGAACACGGCUGCCGACCACUUUGGCAAGCAGCUUGCCGAGUGCGGUUUCAACUACCACGGAAACGAGCCCAUGUACUCUGGAAUCACAGGAGAGGAGUUCAAGGCCGAUAUCUACGUCGGUGUCGUCUACUACCAGCGUCUCCGUCACAUGGUCAACGACAAAUACCAGGUGCGAUCCACCGGCCCCGUCAACAGUCUGACCAUGCAGCCCGUCAAGGGCCGUAAGCGCUCCGGAGGUAUCCGUAUCGGUGAGAUGGAACGUGAUGCGUUGAUCGCCCACGGAACCUCAUUCUUGCUGCAAGAUCGAUUACUCAACUGCAGUGACUACACGCAAGCCAACGUCUGCCGCGACUGCGGCUCGCUGCUUUCGACAGUCACCACCGUCCCUGCCGUCGGAAGCGCGGCGGAGAUCAAGUGCCGCCGCUGCGCGACACGGUUGGUCAAUAAGGCCGGCGGUGUGGCGGAGGAUAUACAUGGAAGUGGAGUUUGGGAGGACGGCGCCGGAACGAAGUUCCAGGGCGGAGACAACACCACCACGGUCGCCAUCCCUUACGUCUUGAGAUAUCUUGACGUUGAGCUGGCAGCCAUGGGCGUCAAAAUGAAGUUCAACGUGAAGCCUACUUAAAUUUGAAGGCGAGCGUAUGUCGUGGAAGUUGAGGAAAGAAGGAGAAAUAGGUGGUAAGGGAUGAUGUACGACGUCGAGUUUAUAGAGGCUAGAUGCACUACUUGGUAUUUCAUGUUUAAUAUGUUUUUGUUUACCGCUUUUGCUUGGUGAGGUUUGGUAGUGAAUAAG